This is a messenger RNA of Hymenoscyphus albidus, 2555 nucleotides long. Lineage: Eukaryota; Fungi; Ascomycota; Leotiomycetes; Helotiales; Helotiaceae. The record is from the annotation of a GenBank genome assembly.
AUGCGUCCCUCCAAUCUUUUAUCAUAUGCGCUAGUCGCUUUGUGCUCUUCUUUUGUCAUUGCUGGGUCAGUAGAUGGCAGUCUACCGUAAGUUCAUGGCUAUGACUUCAAGAUUCCAAGCUGAUUGAAAUAUAGACCUACUCGAGUUGAGAACCGGCAAGCACCUGCGCCAGCUGGACCAAGGAAAACAGUCGAUUCAAGGCUAUCUGCGAAAAAGGCCUCCUUCAAACCAGGAGAAACCCCUCGGCCUAAUAUCAUACCGCUCAAUGAAGAAGCACCUAAUUCCAAAGCCAAUCUCCUACGUGCGAAGAAGGGUGCAUCUCCCACUGGCAAGGAGCUGGCUGCUGCGGACGGUGAGGGUGGUGACGUUGCCACAAACCCGACGAACACUCCAGCACCUAAAAAGGGAAAGAAUGCUGGUGCUGGUGCUGGUACUGAUACCACAAAACCGACGGGCACUGCAGCACCCAAAAAGGGCAAGAAUGCCAAUAACAGUAAGCCCACAGGAACAGCCAAUGGCAACGAGAAGGCUGCUGCGGAUGGUGAGGCUCCUGGUGGGGGUACUGGCGAAGUGACUGCAAAACCGACGAACACCCCAGCACCCAAAAAGCCCAAGGCAGCUGGUACUGAUACUACAAAACCGACGGGCACUGCAGCACCCAAAAAGGGCAAGAAUGCCAAUAAUAAGCCAGCACCAACAGCCAAUGGCAAUGAGAAGGCUGCUGCGGACGGCGAGGGUCCUGUCGAAGCGACUGCAAACCCAACGAACACUCCAGCACCUAAAAAGCCCAAGGCAGCUGGUACUGAUACUACAAAACCGACGGGCACUCCAGCACCCAAAAAGGCUAAGAAUGCUAAUAAGCCCACAGCAACAGCCAACGGCAAUGAGAAGGCUGCUGCGGACGGUGAGGGUGAGGCGACCACAAAACCGACGAACACUCCAGCACCCAAAAAGCCCAAGGCAGCUGGUACUGAUACCACAAAACCGACGGGAACUGCAGCACCCAAAAAGGGCAAGAGUGCCAACAAUAAGCCAACCGCCAAUGCCCUCCCUACAUCAACUCCAGAGUCCAAGAAUGGUGCAGAGAAAGCAGCUGCGAAGAAGGGAGGCGAGUCCAAGGCACCUCCCACUGGUACAGAUGCUCCUCCUCCUCCCCCUCCACCUCCAACAGGAACCCCAGCUCCACCGCCAGGAGCGCUUGACCUUCCACCUCCUCCACCACGCGGAAAUGGUACAGAAAACCCACCUCCCCCACCACCAAAUGGGACUCCACCGCCGCCUCCUCCUCCUCCAACUGGUACAGGAGCUCCUUCGCCGCCAGCUGCCGAAGAGACUGGUCUUCGACAAGGUGAUGCUCUCACCCCAACGGUAUGUUACUUUCUCAAUAUCCCCUUUCAGUCCUCAAAUUUCAUACUAUGUCGAAAGGCGUGAAGCAUUCUUGCUGUAGACAAGAAAAGUGACUGGAAGAAAUUCUCCUUUUAUUCUACCUCGUUCUUCUCUUUUUCCAGAUUACUUUGAGUGGAUCAACUUGGCAAUCUUUCUAAAAGAUUAUGACUUCAAUUACCCCAGAAUGUCUGGCAAAGUUGUUCAAACUGUUCUAAAUAUCUAGAGUAAUCCAGAAUUAUUCUAGAGAAUUAGAAUAAUGAGGCUCGUUUCUCCUAAUUUUCUUGUCUACCGCAAGGCUACCUACUUUUCAAUAAUGUCAUUUCGACCGCGAGCAUUGGUGUCAUUUAUUAAGCCAAAGGGCAAAUCAACGCAUUUCAUGAUAGAUCCUCACAGUGACCUAGUGAGUCACAGUGGAUAAUUGCGUUCCCCAACCUACUGUUCCUUUUAUACUGCUACCAGGGGCAUCUGAACGACCUGGCACUCCCGCAAACAAUGGCUUUAUUUCCUGCUUAGCUUAAAAAGCGCUCAACUGACUCCUCAAAAAGGGACCAUCGAAACCAGUGAAAGAAGCAAACGAGUCGCCGGAUCCACAAGAUUCCACGGCACCCCCACCACCACCUGCAGGUUUGAAUGGGACCGAGGGAGCACCAAACAAUGGGACCAAACCACCGGGAAAAAAGAAGGGAGGAGAAGCGAAAGGACCACCAGGAGGUUUCAACGCGACUCAGGAAGUGCCAAAUAAUGGGACCAAACCAGCGAAAAAGAAGGGAGAAGGGAAGGGACCAAAUUUUAAUGCGACCGAUACAGCGCCAAACAAUGGGACCGAUAUACCGCACAAAAAGAAGGGAGGAGAAGGAAAGGGACCCCCUGCGAAUCCGACUAGUACAGCGCCAAAAAAUAAUGUUUGCCCAACAAAGCUUGCUUCGCCGAAUGGCAUCGACUCGGAUGCUGCUAAGGAUGGAGCAUCGAAUUGUGCACCAGCGCUUCCUGCGACGAACGGCAUCGACUCGGAUCCUACUAAGAAGAAAGGAGGGACAACUGCCUCACCGUUGCCGCUGAUUGCCGGCGGUUUAACCUCUGAGGCAAACCCUGUUCUUGGAAGAAGGCGUGAGGAUUUAGCAAUUUUUGUUUGUUUCUUCCUGAGCUGGACUCUCAGAUUUGCGCUCUAG